Nanorana parkeri is the source of this 894-nucleotide messenger RNA. Its product is annotated as taste receptor type 2 member 39-like. Gene Ontology annotation, molecular function: G protein-coupled receptor activity; bitter taste receptor activity. The transcript has a single exon. The coding region runs from base 1 to 894 and encodes 297 amino acids. Gene Ontology annotation, biological process: sensory perception of taste; detection of chemical stimulus involved in sensory perception of bitter taste; G protein-coupled receptor signaling pathway. The record is from RefSeq and is a predicted model, not a curated record. Gene Ontology annotation, cellular component: membrane. Lineage: Eukaryota; Metazoa; Chordata; Amphibia; Anura; Dicroglossidae.
AUGCUUAGCCCUACCACAGUGAUCAGUCUUGGAGUCUUGACCCUUGAGGCCAUUACUGGUUUGUGUUCUAAUUUUUUUAUAAUAAUUUCACUCAUUAUCUCUGCUUACAACGAGAAAUAUUUUGCACCCUACUCCAGGAUUCUGAUUGCUCUCUGCGUUUCCAAUGUUGGGUACACCCUAUUGAUGUCUGCAAACAUUGUCAUAGGGUUUGUUCACCCAUUAUUAUCAAGUGCACCUUUUGCCAUGUACAUUGUUAACUAUAUGACCUUAUUCAGCAUCAUCUCCAGCACAUGGCUUACGUGCUGCCUGUGCUUCUUCUAUUUUAUCAAAAUCGUGCAGUUUCAGCCCGGAUUCCUUGCUUGGGUGAAGAUGAAAAUAGAAACAAUACUACCUUGGAUGAUACUGACUGUGGAACUCAUCUCUCUGUCUGAGAGUUUCCUAGCUUUGCUUGUCUACGAUCAAGAAUCAGCUAACAACUCAACUAUGAGUAUGGAUGAGAUGACCUCAGAGCCGCACAAACUAAUCCUAAAUUUUACAAUUCUUGCCCUGAUACUAUUUUCGUUGCCUUUGUCGGUUUCAAUUUUAUCCAUGGCUGUCAGUGCUUGGUUUUUGAAGCAGCACAGCGGUCAUAUCGAGAGGAAUGUGAAAGUAUCGAAAGCUGGGGCGAAAGAUUAUCAGAGUGCUGUCCGGACUAUGUCCUGCCUUAUAUUGUUCUACGCGUUAAUGUACCUUGUUACACUUCUUUUAGGGCUACCAGUAUUUGACAGUCAGAGUUGGGGCUACUGGAUGUGUGUGAUGGGGCUCUUUUCUUUUGCUUUGGUGCAGUCCAGUCUCCUGAUCUCCGGUAAUCCCAAACUCAAAGCAGCUUGGAGACAAAUGUUUACCUGCAAAUGA